GUUUAUUUAGUAAGAAAAUGACAAAUGUAUAUUAAUAUAAAGCUAUACUGUCUCCCAUACAAAGCCUUCCAAAAACAUUAAGUAGUUUAGCUUUGAGAGACCUAUAUAACAUAAAGCUAUUUAAUUUUUUUACUUAUGUUUUAUUGUUUUUUUCUUUUUACAAAGUGACAGAUUCUAGCUUUCUAUCUCGUAUCAACAUCUCAAACACUAAGUGAAUGAAAUGAGAAUAAAAUGAGCCAAGAGGUAGUAAUUCAGGUUAGGUGAGUAGUGUUGGGAGUUGAAUUAUGAAGAGACAUGGCUUUGUAUAAAAAAGAAAAGGGAAUCUGAAGAAAACAAGUUUGAGCCAGUUUAUUUUUGUUUCUUUAACACUAAAUUCUUUGUGUUUUUUUCUUCUUUAGUAUUGUAUACCUUUUUUUUUAUUUUUUACUUUCAUAGUUGCAAUCUGAAACUGAAACCAGUUUUUGUUGUUUCUAAAGUAAAAGGAAAAUUUAAACUUUUCAAAUUCAGACUGGAGAUUUCUAGCUCUUUGCAAUUAUAUGUUAAGAGGUAUCAAUAUUUUAGAAUUCAAUAUACUAGCACGUUUUCUUAACGGCAUAUCAUUUUGUAAUGCCAAGUUGGAUGUCAAAUGGAGGUAAUGCCAUUUUCCUCUUCACAUGAGGUGAUCCUGGCUCACGUCCUAGGCAGAAACAGUCAGGAACUAGCAGCAUGCAAUUUUAAAGCAAUGGUAUGUUCUAAUUAAGGAGAAAUUCUCGAUUUUCCCAUGUGAAAGAGAAAGUAAAGCUGGAGAAAAGGUAGGGAAAGAAGAGAGAGAGAGAGAGAGAGAGAGAGAGAGAGAGAGAGAGAGAGAGAGAGAACGAGAACAUGGCUCCUCUCACUGGUAUUCUGACAUGUAUGUGGACUGGAUCUAAGCAACAGGCUAAAUUUUCAGAUCAUGUGAAUCUCUGUCAAAUCAACCCUCAUACAAUUGUUUCCUUUGUUUUUUUGACAUUGAUAUAUAAAAGUUUUUUUUUUAUAAAUCAGACUCUAUUUCAAUUAUUGAAAUCUUUCCCCACUACAAUCUCAAAUAUAUAUCUGUAUUUGAGACAUAAACAGUAAUAAAGAUCUAAAUACAGCCCUGUCCGGGAAUAUCUGUGUAGUACAGAAUCCCCAGGCUGUGUGGGGGACACACAUUCUGUAGUGAGAUUGCACUCUAAGUGUGAAGAUUUCUUAUUUCUGUUACAUAGCCUCUACGUUAUUAUUGUCAACAGUCGUAUCUUUGGGAUAGAAGGGCUUUUAAGGGGUAGAUAAGACUGUUGCCCAUGGAAUAAGGAAUAAAAUUGUUUUCACUUUGAGAGAAGAAAAUUCAUUCUUGUAAAAAAAAAAAUUGCUGAUUCGUUCUAAGAUGAGACAUUUCAACUGCAGGCCGCCUCAGAAAAGCGUUAACCGUGUCUAUUUCAUGUGCAUGUGUGUUGUAGAUCACGAGCAGCCCUGUGGUCCCAGGCACAGGUCAUUUUGCCUGAAUGGGGGGAUUUGUUAUGUGAUUCCUACUAUCCCCAGCCCAUUCUGUAGGUGCAUUGAAAAUUAUACGGGUGCUCGUUGCGAAGAGGUUUUUCUCCCAAGUUCCAGCAUCCAAAGCAAAAGUAACCUGUCGGCAGCUUUCUUGGCGCUGGCGGUCCUCGUCACUCUUGCCAUCGUGGCGCUCUGCUUCCUGUGCAGGAAGGGCCACCUUCAGAGAGCCAGUUCAGUCCAGUGUGAGAUCAGCCUGGUGGAGACAGGCAAUACCAGUGCCCGCCACAGCCACAGAGAGCACUGAAGACAUCCCCAGUGAAGGGCAUUAUUACCUACAAAGGCAGAUUGUGGACCACACAAGAGAAGGUAAUGCUUCCACUCCUCGUCUCACACAGAGGCUUGGUAAAAGGGUCCGAUUCAAGGCAGCCUGCUUCGGGGAGAAGCAGCAGCACACCGUGCAGGGUCCUCACAAGGAGAUUUACUGUUCUAAAGCACUCUGAAGAGCACAGCUCAGCGCCAUGGAGGGCAUUCACUCUGGGUAGGGCUGUCAUCACUGUCGCUGUCCAGAACAUUCUCAUCAUCCCACACUGAAGCCUGUACUUCUCCAGGUUUCCUUUUGUAUCACCCCAACACCGAAACAAAACACCCAGCAGAAAGUAACUGGAGACAUACACUCCUUGUCCUCUGUCACUGGCUAAUUUCAUUCAACACGUGUUCGAAGCUCAUCUACACUUAGCCACAAAUCCAUUCUACCAUUAACAGCUCAAUAUUAUUCAGUGAGGAUACAUUACAUUCUCUAUACUAUGCAAAUACAUUCGGAUGAUUUCCAGUUUGACUGCUGUAAACAGCAAUGUUACAAUAUAUACCACCACAACCCCAGCUUUUAUUUCUAAAUAAUAUAUUUCAAGUAGGAUUUCUGGAUUGAAUUGUAAUUUUUGCUUAAUUUGACAAGGAUCAUACUGUUUUCUGUAACCAGUGAAGCAUUUUACAGUUUUACCAGCAGUCCAGGGUCCAAUAUGUGUGCAUCUGUUACUGUGUAGGAAAGAAAAGAUGAACGAUGGGGAGAUGGGGGAGCACCCAGCACCCUAAUGGGGUGGUGUGACAGCUCACUGAGACCUAACAUGAACUUCCCCGUGUAUCAGUGAGGCUGACCAUAUUGCCAUAUUUUGUACUCUGGAAAUCAAGUCCUUAUUUGUAGGCUGCAAAUAUGCUUUUCAAGUCUGUGUAUAACCUUUUUGUUCUUUAAGUAUGGUAUAUUUUUAUGCACAAAAGAUCUACUUUUUGAUUCCUAAAGAUUUUCUAACACUUCACAAAAGUCAUUGAAAAAUUCAUUUUCCUGAUACCCUCCAAGAGUUGUGUGUGUGUGUGUGUAUAUAUAUUGUGUGUGUGUGUGUAUAUAUAUAUAUAUAUACACUAUUACACUAUAUAUACUAUAUAUUAUACUAUAUAUAUAGCUACUAUUGUUAAAUUUUUAAAUUUUUAUUUUGAAUUUUCAUAUCUGGUAUUGCUUAAGUCCCCAACUCCAGCAUUUCUAGAUUUUCUCUUCCUUAUUGAAAACAGUCUUAGUACUUUUGUCAAAAAUUACUCAUGAUACAGAUGUUUCUCUUCUAAGGAUUUCUGUUUCAUCAGUUUAACGUGGUGUAAUCAGAUGACUCAUCCUAGGUUUCGGGUGUAUUUCUCUGUCAGGGGUUGGGGUUUUGAUAGGGAUUAUGGAUUGUAGACUGCCUUGGUUAGCACCAGCCCAUCAACACGGAUGUGCUCCACCACUCCUAUGGCAGUCCAGGGCCUCACUCUGGCUGUUCAUCGCUCAAGCAUAGAACCGAUGCUGGCUUCUGCACCUCCUUGCACCCUGCUACUGUGAGCUGCUAGUGUAUUGGUUCUGAAAGUCUUUUGGAAUCUUUAGUUUUCUGGGUACAAGAUCACAUAAUCUGUGAACAGAUAGUUUUACUUCUUUCCAGCUUGGUGCCUUUCCUUUUAUUUGCUUAGUGGCUCUAGCCAGUCCAAGUUGCCUAGCAACAGUGCAGGCAAACCUCCUUGUUCUUGUGGAGAAGCUUCUCCACUUCUCCAGUGGGCGUGACUUCACUGUGGGCAUUUUCAUGGUAGCUUUCAGGUUGAGGUAAUUUCCUUCUACUUCUAAGUCAUUGUUUCUAAUUACGGAAGGAUGGUUUUUACCAAACGUCUUUCCUUGACAACACCAAUGUUGUGUUGGGCAGUGGUUGUAUCUUGGUCCCAUAAUUUCUUCAUGCUGGGUUCAUCUGUUCCUGUUUAUAUUCUUCUGGUUCCAGCUUUCUUCAUCGUCCCUCCCUGUCCCCAGCGCCCUCUGUAAGUCCCUGGUGAGGAGGUCAUUUGUUGCUCUUUUCUCCUUAGGGUCUUGGGGUUUGUUUGUUUAGUCUUUUCGUAUUUCCUUUCUCUUUGUGGACACUGAUUCUGUCCUUUAUCAUGGUCCUGUAGCUCCUAAGGGUGUAUUGAAGACUCUAGUGAGUUGUACCAGCUUCUCAUGAACUCUCAGCUGCAUGCCACGGCGUAUGUGUGGAGGUCAAAGGACAACUUUCAUCCUGUGGAGUGUGGACAUCAAACAUUGGUUGUGUCUUGGUGGCAAGCACACCUUUGUCUGCCGAGCUUGCUGUCUUGCUGGUUUUUAUCUCAAUUCUCUGAAUGGAGCUCAUUUCCAGGCCUCUUUGUGCCUGUUUGCUGUAUGCCCCAAGUGGCCCUUCAGCCAGAAAGAGUUAAGACAGGCCUUUUAAUAAAGUUUGGGCCUGAGCUGGGCAGACAGACCCUCAACUAGCUCAUCUGAGUUUACUUGACCAUCUAGACCUGUCCUAUCGCAUGGCUAACUAUACCUUCCAGGCCUAUAGUCACCUAUGUCCUCCUCUCCUGUUUCCUCUUUCUUUUUCCCAGAGUCUCUACAAGGAAGUCUUGCCUUCCACUCCCUGCCCAGCCACUGUCUGUCAACCUCUAUUCUACAAAAAGCUACAUUCCAUUUUAACAGAUCAGCAGCAGGACAACGCCAGAACCACCCCUUAGGCCCGGAUGAGGGCCACGUGAUCUCCUUUCCAUCUCCUUUCCGGUAAUUUGCUUUAACAUGAUAAUCUCAAGAGAAUCAUCUUUUGGGCAGGUGAGAAGGACAAGCAUUCACAUAUAGAAGCUGGUAAUGGGCUGUACAGAAGACAUUACCAACUCCCCCUGCAUUAAUUUAUUGCCUGAAUAAGCAAUUAACAAUUGAUUAAACAGACACAACUUGUUACACUGUAAA
Messenger RNA from Rattus norvegicus (Norway rat), 4741 nucleotides. NCBI's taxonomy places the organism in Eukaryota, Metazoa, Chordata, Mammalia, Rodentia, Muridae. The record is from RefSeq and is a predicted model, not a curated record.